This is a messenger RNA of Lytechinus pictus (painted urchin), 2169 nucleotides long. Its product is annotated as very long chain fatty acid elongase 5-like. Gene Ontology annotation, cellular component: endoplasmic reticulum membrane. Lineage: Eukaryota; Metazoa; Echinodermata; Echinoidea; Temnopleuroida; Toxopneustidae. The transcript has 4 exons. Gene Ontology annotation, molecular function: fatty acid elongase activity. The record is from RefSeq and is a predicted model, not a curated record. Gene Ontology annotation, biological process: sphingolipid biosynthetic process; very long-chain fatty acid biosynthetic process; fatty acid elongation, saturated fatty acid. Bases 81 to 785 code for a protein of 234 amino acids.
AAGACUAAAUAGCUUGCAGCAGAAAACGAGAAGUUGAGAACUAAAUUUCUGCAAGAAAAAUAGCUGAAACGGGAGGGAAGAUGGCUAUACUCUCGGAAAGAUUCUACCAGGUUGGUAAUACCUUUGUUGGCCUACAGUCAUUCCCUGUUAUGAUCAUAUACCUCAUCCUCAUCGCUCUUUCACCGCUCUACCAAAGAAUGACCAAGCCAUACUCUCUCAGACAAAUCAUGGUAGUGUAUAACUAUACUUGUAGUUUUAUCAGUGGCUGUACUCUGUUGGGAUUCAUCGUUGGAAUGGUCAAGUCCGGAUCCAUCUUCAGGAAAGAAGGAAAUGAUGUACUAGAAUACAGUUACUUCAUGUACUGGUGCACCAAGAACAUUGAGCUCCUUGAUACGUUGUUCAUGAUCCUGCGCCACAAGCGUCGUCAGAUCUCUUUCCUUCACGUCUACCACCACGCCAGCAUGGUCCUCCUCACAGACUUUGCUUACCACUACUCUCCCUGGGCCGGAAUUGCUUUCGGCCUCUCCAUCAAUUCGUUCGUCCACGUCUGUCUCUACUACUACUACGGCUACACAGCCCAGAAGACACUGCCUGGUGCUCCGACCUGGAAGCGCCACAUCACCGAGCUUCAGAUCACACAGUUCCUGAUAGGUUUGAUUCAUAAUACUAUAGGCUACCUCCAUCAUGGUUUCUGUGUGUAUUCUAUGUUCUACGGUGUUAGUAUGCUCUAUUUGUUCUCAUCUUUCUAUUACAAUGCCUUUUUACGUAAACGUAAAGGAGAGUAGAGAGAUUAAUUUGUACCUAAGAUAAAUAGUUAAACCAAUUCCAAAUCAACUCAAAGUUAUUGGCCCGAAUUUACAAAGGUGAUUUUGAAAACCCACGGUUUAGUCCAUGGUUAAUGCACAUUUCCUGUAUAAAUUAUGCUUAUUUUACCACGUUUAUAAAAAAAUGUCCAAUGCUGAUAAGUGCUUUUGUCACAGUGCGCCAAAUUGACGCCUGUUGCCAUGGUUAAGUACGCUAUUUCAUUCAUGAGUCCACUGUUUGAAGAGUGGACUCAUUAAUUAAAAAUAGUGGAAUCAUGAAUGAAAUAGCAUGGAUAACCCUGGUAACAGGCGUCAAUUUGGCGCACUGUGACAAAGCAUGCAUCAGCAUUGGACAUUUUUUAAUAAACACAGUAAAAUAAGCGUAAUUUAUACAGGAAAUCUGCAUAAACCAUGGACUAAACCGUGGGUUUCAAAACCACCUUUGUGAAUUCGAGCCAUUGAGUCUGACCAUGGAGUAAUUAAACCAGAGGGUAAUCUGACUUAAAACAUGCCCAUGGCAGUCUUGGUGUUUAGACUUACUUAGGCAUCUAAUGUUUGUACAUUGCAAUCAGUGUUGUCACAAGUACGUUUCCAAUGAUGGAAAUUUCAUGGUGUGGUGCGCCCACUGCAUGCACAUUCUAUCUCACUGAAUCUGGCAGCAUGGGCAUAAUUUUGAGAUCAUGACUCGUGGAGUAAAUGAUUGCUCUUCAAUUGGGGUUGAUGUUACAUUGAGUGCCAGUAAGGAUCUUUGAAUGGUGAAAGUUUAAAAAUACUGAAUGCAAUAUUAACUCAAUUCCAACUACACGGUAAUUCAUCUGUGACCCACUGCCUUCACUAAGUGCAUUAUUCCUUUGUUUAAUUACAGGAAUGAUAGGCUACAAUAUGGAACUCAAUGGCCCGUAUUCUGAAGUCAGGUUUAACUUAGACCAUGGUCUAACUCUGUGCUAAAAUUUUGGGGAGCCACAAACUAAAAAAAUCUGCUUAUAUUGUAUAUUUUUUUAUUUACUAUUUUGUCUCCCUUUGCUUUCAUAAUGAAGAAAAUAUUUCAGUUAUUAUUCUGAGACAGAUAUGAAUAAUUUCAGUGCCAUUAGAGUUGAUACAUUAAACAUGUACUAAGAGAGGUUUGUGCCCCAAUUGGCUCUCCAUAGUUAAACCACAACUUUAAACCAGGGUUCAAUUUAAACCCGAGUUCAGAAUACAGGCCAAUGGGUUGAAUUACUACAAAAGAGAAGAAGAAGAGAGGGAAAUUGGGCAAUAAGAAAAAAAUACUAUGCAAAUCUGUCAUACAAUCAAAUUAUAAUAUUUUGUUAACUUUAGAGAACUGUAUUGGUGCUGAUACUACAGGGUGUAAGCAUGGUUCUAGCUU